GUAGCUAAGUCAAUGAUCACGAGACAGCCGCAAACCAGCUCCCAGGCCUUCAGACACAGCAAAACAAUACCGGUACACAAGUGCCGAGGGGUUGGUUCACCCCAAUGUUGAAUGAGAAAAUGGUUGACGCCCUUGGCGAUUUCGAUCAGGGAGAUAUUUGGAUCAGCAAGAUCUUUCCCUUCCUGGGGAUGGGACAUUACGCAAUGGUGGCCGGGGUCUGCAAAGAACUGAAAGAAUGGUACAAGGCGUAUUGCGCCUCCGUGGAGUGUCCUCCCAGAGUGUGGAAUUUCAGAAAGUACGUCAGAGUUAGUAUCCUGGCAACAACCACAAGUACAUUUUAUGGUUCCGUCUUUGCAACUGUAGCUUGUGCCGAAUACUGGUACACCCGGACCCAUGGCACACUCACGAGAAAACUCCGGGCUGCCGUGUGCUCUAAAGCUGCGAGAGCUGGGAGUAUCGAUGUUAUGCGAUGGGCGCUCCAAAUGGGGUUCACAUGGGAUGAAAACACAUGUGCUACUGCUGCUGGCUGUGGAUACCUAGAAAUGGUUAGGUGGCUGCACCACAAUGGUUGUCCAUGGGAUGCAUCCACUUGUACCGAAGCUGCUGCAGGUGGCCAUUUGGAGGUUAUAAAGUAUGCUCAUGAUAACGGUUGUCCCUGGAAUUCAAUGACCUACUCCAAUGCUGCAGAAAACUGCAAUUUUGAAGUGAUCAGAUAUGCCCACGAGAAUGGUUGUCCUCGGGAUGCAGAAACCUGCAAUAAGGCUGCAUCUGCGGGUAAUCUCAAACUGGUGAAAUGGCUUAAUGAAAAUGGUUUUCCAUGUGAUGGAGAGACGUGCGGUCGAUUGGCAGCCAGAGGUGGUCAUCUUGAUGUGCUCAAAUGGCUUCAUGAAACAGGUUUUCAAUGGUAUCGGUUCACUUGCACUGCUGCUGCAAAAUUUGGCCACCUGGACUGUCUCGAAUUUGCCCAUGAAAAUGGUUGUUCAUGGAAUAGAAACACGUGCUCCCAAGCUGCAGGAAGAGGCCACUUGGACUGCCUUAAGUUUGCCCAUGAAAAUGGUUGUCCAUGGAAUGAAACGACCUGCUUUCUUGCUGCUAAAAGGGGUCAUCUUGAAUGCCUGAAGUAUGCACAUGAAAAUAGCUGUCCGUGGGAUGAAUCAGUGUGCCUUGUGGCUGCUAAAAAGGGUCACAUUGAGUGCCUGAAGUAUGCCCACAAAAAUGGUUGCCCUUGGGAUCAAUCAAUCAGCCAUUCAGCAGCAAGAAAUGGCCAUUUAGACUGCCUCAAAUUUGCCCAUGAAAACGGAUGUCCGUGGGAUGACAAUGCUUGCACUGUUGCAACAGAAAACGGCCACUUUGAGUGCCUGAAAUUUGCACACGAACAUGGUUGUCCAUGGGAUGAAACAACUUGCUCUGCUGCUGCUGCUGCCGGAGACGUUUCAACAUUGCGAUGGCUCCAUGAAAACGCCUGUCCAUGGGAUGAACGGACUUGCAAUGCUGCAGCUGCAGGUGGUGAUUUGUCAACAUUGCAAUGGCUCCAUAAAAAUGGCUGUCCCUGCGAUGAAGGAACCUGCAAAGCAGCUGCAAAACAAAGGGGAAUUCAAAACGCUCAAGUGGCUACAUGAGCAGAGUUGUGCUUGGGACAAGUUCACCUGCUUAGAAGCUGCAAAGUUUGGUGAUUUGGAAAUUGUGAUGGGGAUCAAUGAUAAUGGCUGUCCUUUGGAUGAAGAAACUCGCAGCAUGGUUGCUGCGCUGGGGUUGGUUGUAUUAGAUCGAAUCGAAUCCAGGAAGCGAUAAGACUGACUAGUACCGGUAGGAGCAACUGAAGUGUGUCGAAUAGUACGAGACUGUUUCCGCAAAUCAUGGAGGGAGUGCCUUUUGCGUCUAGUACAUGUACUGUAAGCCAAGAGAACGACACUCAUGCAUAAGAUGAGCGAUUAGUACUGUUACUUGUUUACUUUCU
Seminavis robusta is the source of this 1957-nucleotide messenger RNA. Lineage: Eukaryota; Bacillariophyta; Bacillariophyceae; Naviculales; Naviculaceae. The record is from the annotation of a GenBank genome assembly.